AUGCAGGCGCCUGUGGUGUUCAUGAAUACGGCGAGUGGCGAGAGACAAGUCGGUCUCAAAGCGCAAAUAUCCAAUAUUACUGCCGCGAAAACUGUGGCGGAUAUUAUAAGAUCAUGUCUCGGACCAAAAGCUAUGUUGAAAAUGCUUCUGGAUCCCAUGGGAGGCAUUGUCCUGACCAACGACGGUCACGCUAUCCUUCGAGAAAUUGAAGUUGCGCAUCCAGCGGCAAAGAGCAUGAUUGAGUUGAGCCGAACACAAGAUGAAGAAGUUGGAGAUGGAACGACAACUGUCAUAAUAUUAGCCGGUGAAAUACUUGCUCAAGCCCUCCCACAACUCGAACGAAAGAUCCACCCUGUGGUGAUCAUUCAAGCCUUCAAGAGAGCCCUUACAGACGCGUUGGCCAUUGUGGAAGAGAUUUCAAUACCGGUCGACACGUCGAAUGACCAAGCCAUGACCUCAUUGAUUGAGUCCUCCAUCGGCACCAAGACCAUCUCGAGAUACUCGAAACUAAUGUGUGGUCUGGCUCUGAAAGCGGUCCGAGUGGUAACACAAGAUCAAGCCUCUAUUUCAAACCCCCCCCCCACCAACGGAGUCGCCAAACCGGCCUCGCCCUCAAGACCACAAGAAAUUGACAUUAAGCGAUACGCCCGAGUAGAGAAGAUUCCCGGCGGAGAGAUCGAGGACUCAAGAGUGUUGGAUGGAGUCAUGCUGAACAAAGAUAUUACCCACGCUUCCAUGCGCAGACGGAUAGAAAAUCCAAGAAUUGUUCUCCUCGACUGCCCGCUCGAAUACAAAAAGGGCGAGUCUCAGACCAACAUCGAAAUCACGGACGAGGAGUCAUGGAACAAGAUCCUACAGAUCGAGGAAGAGCAAGUCAAGAAGAUGUGCGAUGCCAUUUUGGCGGUCAAGCCGGACCUGGUCAUCACCGAAAAAGGUGUCUCGGAUCUAGCGCAACACUAUUUUGUUAAGGCCAAUGUCACCGCCCUCCGUCGUGUACGGAAAACAGACAAUAACCGCAUUGCCCGCGCUACCGGAGCCACCAUUGUGAAUCGAGUAGAUGAUCUCGUCGAAUCCGACGUUGGCACGGGAUGUGGUCUGUUUGAAAUCGAAAAGAUCGGGGACGAAUACUUUUCCUUCAUCACGAAAUGCCGAAAUCCGAAGGCCUGCACGAUUCUUCUCCGCGGGCCGUCAAAAGACAUCCUAAAUGAAAUCGAACGAAACCUUCAAGAUGCCAUGUCGGUUGCUCGAAACGUCAUGUUCCACCCACGUCUUUCCCCGGGCGGUGGCGCCACGGAGAUGGCUGUCUCAGUACGCCUGGCGCAGAAAUCCAAAUCUGUCGAAGGCGUAAUGCAAUGGCCCUACCGGGCUGUGGCAGAUGCCAUGGAAGUCGUCCCACGCACUCUCAUUCAGAACGCUGGAGCCAGCCCCAUUCGGAUCCUGACACAGUUGCGAGCGAAGCAGGCAGAAGGCAAGUCCAGUUUUGGCGUCGAUGGCGAUACAGGUAAUGUGGUGGAUAUGAAGGAGUACGGGGUGUGGGAGCCACAAGCGGUCAAGAUGCAGAGUAUCAAGACCGCGGUGGAGAGUGCAUGUCUUCUGCUUCGGGUUGAUGAUAUUUGUGGCGCAAAGAGCGCGAAGCAAGUUGGCGGGACUGGGUUGUCUGGUGGUGGAGGAGACGAAUAG
This is a messenger RNA of Rhinocladiella mackenziei CBS 650.93, 1680 nucleotides long. Its product is annotated as T-complex protein 1 subunit gamma. The record is from RefSeq and is a predicted model, not a curated record. The transcript is spliced from 4 exons. Gene Ontology annotation, molecular function: ATP-dependent protein folding chaperone; ATP binding; ATP hydrolysis activity. Gene Ontology annotation, cellular component: chaperonin-containing T-complex. NCBI's taxonomy places the organism in Eukaryota, Fungi, Ascomycota, Eurotiomycetes, Chaetothyriales, Herpotrichiellaceae. Bases 1 to 1680 code for a protein of 559 amino acids. Gene Ontology annotation, biological process: protein folding.